AUGGCCACAAAUAAGCCGGUUAUUGAAGCCCAGAAGCUGGAUUCCUGUGGGGCAGCAGGGGAUGGACAGUCUUCUGUUCAUGUAAAGACAUUACAGGUUCCAGCCAAAUGUGGACCCAUCACCGCCAUGCAGCCCCCACCCACUGCUGCAGCUGUCACAAAAGGUGACUCUCUCUCUGGCCCACCCAAACUCAUCCCCUCUGGCCAAGGCCACCAAUCCUCUACAGUUCCAGUUGCAGUAUCAGGGCCUCAGACCUCCUCUCCCUCUGUCAUGGUGGUAGCAAAGGUGGCCACCCCAAGUGGAGUGAGUGCUAGCAGCCAGCUACAGGUAACAAAACCAGGUCUAAGCCAGGUGGCCUCAACCCCAGGAAGGACAGUGGUGAUAACUGUACCUAGGACAGCAGGUCCACAGCCGGUCACUGUGGCCCCUCGACUGCCACAGGCUGCUUCCUCACAGCUCCCAGCCAAUAUCCACAUACCACCAGGUAUGAUGUUGAUCCGCAGUGACAGUGGGCAGCUGAUGCUCGUAUCCCAGCAGGCUUUGGCACAGGCUCAGCAGGGACCAAGAGUUGCCAGUGGUCAAGUACCCAGGCUUCUGGCCCAUCAGGUGUCUGCAGCAGCUGGAGGCAGUGAGAAGGUGACAGUGAUCAGGAUGGCACCCCCUCCCAGUUUCCAACCUUCACCAGUCCAAAAGACAGCUGUGGUAAAGGUUAUCGGUGUAGCUCCCAAACCAGCUGUAGUCCAGACCCUGAGUGCUGUGUCUGAGCGGGGGAGCCAGCCCCAUAAUCAGGAAGGUGUCACAGAAACCAAAAAGGAGCCUUCAGCCACGUUCAGUCAGGAGACUCUGGAAAGUGUGAAAAAGUGCAAGAACUUCCUGGUAACUCUGAUCAAGCUGGCCUCCAGUGACUCCAGGUCUGCAAACAUGGCUAACAACGUCAGGGGACUGGUUAGGAGCCUGCUGGAAGGGAAGCUAGAAGCAGAGGGGUUUACAGAACAGCUUUACCAUGAGUUGAAGUCAACUCCACAGCCAUGUCUGGUGCCGUUCCUCAAGAAAAGUCUUCCUGCGGUGCGUCGCCUCACCACAGACCCCCAGUUAUUUAUUCAGCAGGCUUCAACUUCCACCCGCAACCCCAACACCCUGUCUACCACCGUGAAGCAGUCCGUCACUGACACAGGACAAAACCUCAAGACCAGACAGCAGGUGAUUCAGCAACCUCGAGGGCUGAUUCUGAGACCUGGGCUGACUACACCAGCCCAGUCCAGAAAUUACAUAUCUAAGAGCAGCAGACCCAACCUCAAGCACACUGUGGUCCAGUCAGGAAAACACUUGGCAGGAACUUUUUCGGUGAAGCAGCCUUUCACUCAGGAUCCACCUCGUUCUACCAAAUUUGCAUUCAAGGACUGUUCAGGAUCAUACAAAGAAGAGGACGACAUUAAUGAUGUCGCCUUCAUGGCUGGAGUCAACCUGAGGGAAGAGAAUGCACAGAUCCUGACCACAGUGGUUGGCUCUGUGGUGCAGUCAUGUCAGGAUCAGCCCUUCCUCUCGCCAAACACGGUGCUCAGCCGAAUCCUUCAUACAGGGCAGGCACUGGGAGUAACUGAUGUUGGUCCAGACGUGGUUGCUCUGGUUUCUCAUGCUACUCAGGAGUGUCUCCGAAAUCUACUGGAAAAGCUCACUGUGAUGGCAGAACACCGCAAAGCCACUCUGAAGGAUGACCUGUGGUAUACCAAAGCGAGUGAUGUUCGCUCUCAGCUGCGCUUCCUGGAGGAAGUGGAGAGUUUGAACAAGAAGAAGAAAGAUGAAGAGGAGAGGGAGAGGCUGCUGCGUUUGGCCAGAAGUCGCUCACACACUGAGGAUCCACAGCAUCAGCAGCUCAAGCAAAGAGCCAAAGAGUUACAACAAAUAGAGGAAGCUCAGCUGCAGCAAAGAGAGGCCAACCUCACUGCCCUGGCUGCCAUCGGCCCUCGCAAGAAAAGACCUCUGGAGCAGACUGAAAGCCAGGUGUCGCUGCUGUCCAGACUGGGUGUCCACAGAGUGACUCGGGUGAUGCUGAGGGAUUUGCUGGUGUGUAUGGAGCAGGACCACUUCCUCCGUCACUCUCUCACUCUGUACAAAGCAAUGUUCUGA
Molecule: messenger RNA, 2127 nt
Organism: Toxotes jaculatrix (banded archerfish)
Lineage: Eukaryota; Metazoa; Chordata; Actinopteri; Toxotidae
Gene: taf4b
Product: TAF4B RNA polymerase II, TATA box binding protein (TBP)-associated factor
Exons: 15
Coding region: 1-2127 (708 amino acids)
Biological process (GO): transcription initiation at RNA polymerase II promoter; DNA-templated transcription
Cellular component (GO): transcription factor TFIID complex
Molecular function (GO): protein heterodimerization activity; RNA polymerase II general transcription initiation factor activity; DNA binding
Source: RefSeq, a predicted model, not a curated record